AAAUCAUGGUGGUGAUCGUGAACUACCGACGAGUGUGCCUUUCAUUUGAUAAUCAACAGUGAUUAUUGAAGUUCAGCGGCUGAACACAUUAUGGCAAAGGUAGUGGCAGUGUUUGGUGCCACAGGCAUGCAAGGUGGUUCUGUUGCCAGGGCUCUCCUGAAGAACUCCAACUACAAAGUGCGAGCAAUGACCAGAAAUCCAGACAGCUCAAAAGCUAGGAAGCUUAACAAAUCAGGUGCUGAAGUUGUUAAAGCAGAUCUGGAUGAUAAGUCAAGUAUUGAUGCAGCAUUAACAGGUUGUUAUGGAGUAUUUGGUGUAACCAACUAUUGGGAGUACCUUGACAAAUCCAGGGAGAUUCAACAGGGUAGAAACCUUGCAGAUGCGGCUAAAAAUGCUGGAGUUAAACAUGUGGUUUUCAGUGGUCUUGAGAACGUGAAGUUAUUGUUUGGUAAGUCAUGCCAGCACUUUGAUGGUAAAUGGGAAAUCGAGGAGUACAUGGCAGAGAUUGGUUUGCCGUAUACAUCAGUGCGAUAUAGUGAAUAUAUGGAGAAUAUUUUGGGUGAUUUAAAACCAAUCAAAGGACCAGAUGGCGUAUACUAUUUAGACAUACCAGUGGGAGAUCACCCGAUACAUAGUAUAAGUGCAGGGGAAGCAGGAGUCGCCAUUGUGUCUGUUUUCGACAAUCCGUCUGAUUAUAUCGGUAAAAAGAUUGGACUCAGUGGAGAUCUCAGUACUUUAACAGAGACGGCAGAAGUCCUCACCAGACACCUUUCACCACUGCAGUUUAAGCCUGGAAAUAUGACAUCCGAGCAGUUUGCCAGUUUGGAUUUCCCAGGAGCCGCUGAUCUUGCAGUCAUGUUCGAAUUUUAUCAAUCUGGAAAGAUGGUGAGAGACAUCGAAUUGACCAGGAAGCUCGAUCCUAACACUAAAACUUGGGAGCAGUGGGUUGUUGCUAAUAGAGACCAACUCAUGGCUACAUUUAAACGAAUAAAAUAA
This is a messenger RNA of Saccoglossus kowalevskii, 996 nucleotides long. RefSeq names its product nmrA-like family domain-containing protein 1. Gene Ontology annotation, cellular component: nucleus. The record is from RefSeq and is a predicted model, not a curated record. Lineage: Eukaryota; Metazoa; Hemichordata; Enteropneusta; Harrimaniidae.